UCUACUUGGACAUAGGAGUGAAAUAAUGAGCCCAAUGGGUACACGUUGUCCCACUAAGCGCGUGAAUAAUGAGAUGUGUUUUUCAGAAAAGGCAACAACCACGAACUAACCUCACUGAUUCUCAAGUCUCAGCCUCAAGUUUAGUUAGUUACUAUAGUCAGUAGUCUAUAGUCUGCUAGAGUGCGUGGUCUUCGUGUUCGAGACACUUGUCGAAUCAUUUCUCAAACCCUAGCACGAAACCAAGAGAAACGAAUGCCACAAAACCAAAUCUUGGUUAGAUGCUGCACACCCUGAGCUCGAUUUCUCAAUCCUCAAUCGCCCUCCCAUGGCCUAUCUACCGCUGGAGGUAAUAACCGACAUACUCGCUCGUCUUCCUGUCAAGUCCCUCCUCUGUCUAAGGUGCGUUUGCAAACCAUGGCGGUCCUUAAUCGACAGCCUGGAUUUCACUCAUUUUCAUAUUUUGAAAUCCGUAGAAACCAAAUCCAAUCUACGCCUAAUUCUCAGAAAGGGUUUUCAGCUCUUCACCGUCGACCUCGAUAAUCCAAACGAGGCCGUCGAGCUUCCUCACCCGUUAAUGUGUUACAGCAAUGAAAUCAAGAUAUUGGGUCUCUGCAACGGCUUGCUCUGUAUCUGUAAUGUGGCUGAGGAUAUAGCUCUUUGGAAUCCAUCAAUUAAAACUCAUCGGCUUUUGCCCUAUUUGACCGCGGAGCGUGUUCGUGACCCGGCUCUGUGUCUGCGUGGCCCGAGAGUUUAUGGGUUAGGUUACGACGCAGCUCUUGACGAUUAUAAGCUUGUGAGGGUUUCGCAGUAUAUUGGAUUGAAUAACCUGUCUUUUGAAUCUGAGGUGAAGAUAUAUAGUUUGAGAACGAAUGAAUGGAAGGGCAUUCAAGAUAUGCCUUAUGCACUUCGCUAUACCAAGAAGAUGGGUGUUCAUGUCAAUGGUUUCUUGCACUGGGUGGUGCUUCGGAAGCUAGAAAUGGACGAAAAUGAACUGGUUGUGGCUCUUGAUGUUGUGGGAGAGUGUUACAAGGAAGUACCUUUGCCCGAGUCAUUCAAGAAUUUGUUUCUUCUGGAUUUGGGGGUUUUAGAUGGAUGUCUCUGUAUUGUGGCUGUUCAUGAAGAUAUGGAUAUUGAGGUGUGGUUAAUGAAAAACUAUGGGGUCCAGGAAUCUUGGACGAAGCUGGUUAAUCUCAAGGCUUAUAAACUUGUUAGGCCUUUGACUUCUUCCAAAGAUGGCCAAGAUAUUCUGUUUGAAACUGACCACGAUAAGCUUUUUAUGUAUAAUUUGAAAAGUCAAAGAGUAAAAGAUGUUAAUAUUUGUGGUGUGCCAGACUCCUUUGAGGCAUUAGUUUGUGUCAGCAGCCUUGCUUCAGUCAAUCCUAGUAGAAGGGCUAAUGGCUUGAGCCAGGAAAUAGAGGACCGAUACAGAAUGAGGGAUAAUUUUCUUUCUGAGGGUUUCAAGUUGGUGCUUUAGAAAAAACCAGAAGAAGAAACUAAAUAAGAGGGGAGAUAAGGUAUUUUGUAGAGUCUUACUGUCACAAAAAAGAAAAAUAGAUCAUUGUUUCUUUUGACUUUUAAAGUUCAUGAUUAUUACUUUAAGCAUUCUAGUGCUCAUGGAGAUCUAUAAACUCAUUUUGACAACUCUGUUCAUGGCAGGGCUGAAUAACAAAGGAUAUUUGUGCUUGAGUGUUAAAGAGUGUUUACAGACAUGGACAUGGUGCAGAUGAAGUUCAAAUACACACAUUUCAUUUGUGCCUAAGAUCGUAUUUACAUACAGAGUGAAAGUACGUUUGUAACAUAUCAAAAAUUUAAUGUUGUAAUUUGCUUGUAAAUUAUGUCUCUGCACUCUAACCAUGUAUGAGUUUCUACUCAAAACUAACUCUACACAUUUUAUGUUUUCCUAUGUUAAGUUUGAUAAUGAUAUACCCACUUAAGAAUGUUAUAUUUCUUGGUGUUUUGCUUGAAGAAAAACAACUUGGUAAUGUAAUGGUGGGUUUCUUUCUCUUUCUA
Molecule: messenger RNA, 2010 nt
Organism: Cannabis sativa
Lineage: Eukaryota; Viridiplantae; Streptophyta; Magnoliopsida; Rosales; Cannabaceae
Product: F-box protein CPR1
Exons: 2
Coding region: 326-1474 (382 amino acids)
Molecular function (GO): protein binding
Source: RefSeq, a predicted model, not a curated record